Molecule: messenger RNA, 2478 nt
Organism: Ruditapes philippinarum (Manila clam)
Lineage: Eukaryota; Metazoa; Mollusca; Bivalvia; Venerida; Veneridae
Product: zinc finger protein 862-like
Exons: 3
Coding region: 1713-2171 (152 amino acids)
Molecular function (GO): protein dimerization activity
Source: RefSeq, a predicted model, not a curated record
UGUCGCUGUCAAAAGUAAACACGAUUGACUCGUAUUUUCAGCCGAAAAAAAUCGACCCGAAAGUAAUUGUUAAGUUUAUAAUCAAUGAAAUAAUUAGCGCUGCCACGUAUGAGCAACAGAAACAUGUGUCAGCCUCAGAUAAAACGUACGCCGUUUGGAAAGACCUGUUCCCGUGGAUUGUCAUAAAUUCAGAAGACCCGUCACAGGUUAAGCUUAAAUGUUCAUUAUGUAUAAAAUUUCAAAUGAAAAAUGCAUUUACUACAACUGGUUCUAGCAAUAUUCAAAAAUCAACCGUUGAGCGACACUGCGAAUCUGCGGACCACCAGACUGCUACUAAAAUGUCAUUGAAAUUAGAAAGUUCUAAAAAAGAUCCUACGCUAUUAGAUCAAGAUUCAGAAGAGAUAAAAAACUGUAAAUUGUUGGAUUCAGACAUUUUUUUGAUAAGAUCGGUUUACUCUCUCAUGAAAAAUGAAUUACCAUUUGAAAAACUUGAUGCAAUUUUGGAACUUCAACGGUUAAAUUCAUUAAAUAUGCCAUACAGAAAUUUAAGCUGGACUACUAUUACAGAAAUUCAAAAUGUAAUUGCUGCUGGUUUAAAGAAAAAACUUGUUGAUAAGAUCAAUCAGUCUGAUUAUUUUGCAAUCUUAAUAGAUGAAAGUACUGAUAUCACUGUUUCCAAGAGACUUUCAAUUUGUGUGAGAUAUGUAGUCCAUGGUAGUGCAUAUACAUCUUUUCUUGGUAACUGCGAAUUACCAGAUGGUAAAGCUCAUACUAUAACUUUAGCUUUAAGUAAUUAUUUAAAGGAAUGUGAUGUUAACUUUUCAAAAUGUGUUUCACUUGCAACAGAUGGUGCAAGUGUCAUGAUGGGUAAAAAAACUGGUGUUGGGGUACAGGUUCAAGCUAAAUUUGCCCCAUUUGUAAUACAAACUCAUUGUAUAGCACACAGAUUAAAUUUGGCAGUAACUGACUCUAUUAAACAAAUUGAACCACUAAAGAAACUGAAAGAAAAAUUUGCAAACCUUUACCAUUUCAUAUCUGCAUCAGGAAAUAGGACAUUUGCCUUAAAACAAAUGCAGGGGUUGUUAGACGAGCCUAAGCUGUCUGUUAAAGAACCAUAUUCCAUUCGUUGGCUGGGUCUUAAAAAUGCUGUUGAAGCCGUCUAUGAAUCAUAUGGAGCCAUACUUGCAACAUUGUCUAGCAUGGCCGAUGAAAAUUCUACAGCUAAAGGUUUAUACAAGUACUUUGCUUCAUAUAAAACGGCAUUACUUUUAGCUUUCAUGUUGGACGUUCAUACCAUCCUGGGUGUCCUAUGUUGUGAACUGCAGGCAAAGAACCUUAUUUUUAGUGAUGUUCCUCCCCUAAUAGACAGUACUGUGGAGAAGAUUGAGUCAAUGAAAUCAGAAGAGGGUGAUGGAUUAGUAGAGAUGAAAAACAGCAUUGUUGUGAAAGAUGAAAAGGCCUUUUAUAAAGGAGAUGAGCUUAAAUAUUAUAGCAAAGAUAUAGAAUCACAGUUUUCAAAUGUUAAAAAUAAUUAUUUGGAUAACUUGGCCAAAAAUAUUAAAAGAAGACUAAAACAGAAUGAUAGUGACACUUUAAUAUACUUGAGUCAAGUCUUAGAACCAUCAACAGUAUGUCAUCUUCCUGCUGAUACCAGUAAAAGUGCUCUAGAAUGUUUGGGAAAUCAGUUUGGAGUUGAAAAAACAGUGUAACAAAUGGAAGGAGAUCUGAUUAUAGGGACAACAGAGACUGUCACCCAUGUUGAGCCAUUAUUAGACAAAACAAAACUUGAGAAGGAGUGGAAAGGGGUUUAUGGGAUGGUAAAAGGCACAUAUAGGAACAUUUCCCUCAGUGACCUGUGCCAAAGAUUAUGUGUGAAGCACAGUCUGACAUAUCCAAACAUGGCUAAGUUAGCUAAAAUAGCCUUAUGCAUGGAGAUUUCAAGCACAGAGUGUGAGCGCUCAUUCAGCACUCAAAACAGACUUAAGAGUAAAUUAAGGUCAUCACUCAAAGAGAUUUCACUUGAAUCACUGCUGAGGGUUAGCCUUUAUGGAGAGCCAGUCUCAGAGUAUGACCCUGUACCAGACACAAGACAGUGGUUGGUCAAGAAUCGCAGAAGGAAGCGUCUGAUGCAAGAUUAUAAACCAAGAGAGUCCAAAAAGCAAAAGAAAUGACUGACAUAUCUUGUAUUACAACUAUGAUAAUGCAGUAAACAUGGAAGCAUAAUAAAUGUUUUACUCUUUUCCAUACAUUGUAAGGAGUAAAAAUACUCCUGCCAAAUUUCAGAUUUCAAGUUUUACUCAUUCACAAAAAAAUCAAUGAGUAAAUACUCAUUGCCCUAAAAAAUUAUCUGGAGCCCUGUAUAUACAUACAUAAUACUGGGAUGAAAAUUUCAGAAUUUUGUCUAUGAAAUAUAAUAUAUUUACUAUUUAAAAAAAAAUUAUGAUAACAAAAAUAAUGCAUUCUUACCUGUUCCACAUG